CGCCAGUAGUAGGACUUCUUCUUCUUCUUCUUCAGUCGCAAAUGGAGGAGAACCAGACUUUCGAGACGGAUCUGAUUCACGCCAUUUUCAAGCUCGUCUGGUCCAGAAGAGCUCUCGAGCGUCAGUUACUUGAAGGCACCGAUGCUUUGGACGGCGAGGUGGGAGCUGGAACGUCCAAGAAAAAUCGGCCGACGUCAGCUAAUGCGAAUGCGUUGAAAUUGAGUUGUGAGCUUCUCCGAAACUUUGUCACAGAGGCUGUGCAGCGUGCUGCUACGAUUGCUGAGGCGGAGGGCACUGAUAAGAUUGAGGCAACUCAUUUGGAGCGGAUUCUCCCGCAGUUGCUUUUGGAUUUUUGAGGUAUCAAAACUUGCUGAGUUAAAAAAAGAAUCUGGACAAGUAUAUCUUUGGGGGUCACUACAGUAAGAAUGUUUCAUAGGAACCACCCUUUGUAAUGGUUGUUGCCUACUAUGGACUCACUUUUGUUAUAUGUAAUCUAAAAUACUCCCAUCCUUUUGUACUAGAAACCUUUGGAAGUACAUAUGCAAGGAUUUGUGCUGAGACUUGUAUAGUUUCCUCAUGAUUGAG
This is a messenger RNA of Rosa rugosa (rugosa rose), 585 nucleotides long. RefSeq names its product protein MHF2 homolog. NCBI's taxonomy places the organism in Eukaryota, Viridiplantae, Streptophyta, Magnoliopsida, Rosales, Rosaceae. The record is from RefSeq and is a predicted model, not a curated record. Bases 42 to 356 code for a protein of 104 amino acids. Gene Ontology annotation, cellular component: FANCM-MHF complex; Fanconi anaemia nuclear complex. Gene Ontology annotation, biological process: replication fork processing; resolution of meiotic recombination intermediates; DNA repair. The transcript has 7 exons.